GGAUACGUGAGAUAUAUAUUUUCAUUAAUGAUCUGCAUCGCGAACAUGAUCAUCUACGGGCUGAAAGUUAAUAUAACCGUAGCUAUCGUAGGCAUGGUUAAAUAUAAAGAUGAUAAAAAUGACGCGUCGGAAGAAUGUAAUUUUAAACCGAUAGCCCAAAUUAUCGAUAUAGAAGGUCCGUUCGAAUGGACUUCGACGCAACAAGGUUUAGUUGUUAGUUCUUAUUUCAUCGGUUAUUUAGUAGGAAUGUUUCCAUGCGGAUAUUUCGCAGAUCGUUUCAACACGAAGAACGCUCUGCUGAUCUGCGUAUUGGGAAACGCGAUUCUUACACUGGUUGUGCCAUUAGUGGCGCCCAUAUUGUGGGCAUUUUACAUUGUGAGAUUCGUGAUGGGUGUGAUGAGCGCACCAAAUCUUCCUAUCGUUGCCAUCCUGGUCGGGAAAUGGAUCGUUUACGAAGAGAAGAAUUUAUGGUUCGGUAUCAUUUAUUCCGGCAUAUCGAUCGGCACUGUGAUCUCUAUCUUGACGUCCGGAUUGAUACUCCACGCCUUCGGAUGGAAAGUGAUCUUUUACAUACAUGGCUUUCUUCCGUUAAUCUGGUGCGUUGUAUUCUACAUAUUCUUCAGCGAUAACCCCGAAACCCAAGUGUAUAUAACGAAGGAGGAAAGGGAGUACAUCACGAACUCGUACGGGCAUCGUGGCCUUGAAUCGGUGAAGAUGAAGGUACCAUGGAAAUCCAUUUUCACGUCGGUCCCGUUUAUAGCCCUGAUUUUCACCAAUUUAUUCGGAAACUUUGCUUGGUACUUCUUGCUCACGCAGCUACCCUUGUACAUGAACAAGAUUCUGAGAUUCGACAUUCAGUCUGUGAGUCUGUCAUUCAAUUUUUAAAAA
Apis florea (little honeybee) is the source of this 888-nucleotide messenger RNA. RefSeq names its product sialin. The record is from RefSeq and is a predicted model, not a curated record. NCBI's taxonomy places the organism in Eukaryota, Metazoa, Arthropoda, Insecta, Hymenoptera, Apidae. Gene Ontology annotation, cellular component: membrane. Gene Ontology annotation, molecular function: transmembrane transporter activity. Gene Ontology annotation, biological process: transmembrane transport; monoatomic anion transport.